Messenger RNA from Sclerotinia trifoliorum, 1552 nucleotides. The record is from the annotation of a GenBank genome assembly. NCBI's taxonomy places the organism in Eukaryota, Fungi, Ascomycota, Leotiomycetes, Helotiales, Sclerotiniaceae.
AACUCAGUGAGACGACACAAUGAUCCUUCAAGCCGAUCAAUAUCCUCGGCCUCAAAUCUAAAUUAUAAUCUGCUUUCAUUUCGUGCACACUCUGAACUGCGAUCCUACACAAAUCAAGAAUUUAGUCUAGGAAACAUCGUCCGAUAGGCAAGAUGGUCAAUUUUCAGUUUCAGAUUCCAGUUCCGUGUCAAAACUGCCGCAGAUUCCAUUACGGAUAUUGUCGCGAUGCACCGAGGCAAUGCUGGCGCUGCAACGAUUAUAAUCAUAUUGAGCGCUAUUGUCCACGUCGUCGGACAAGAUGGCCUCGUGGUCAGGUACUUCCAGGAACCCAUCAAUGGUGUGACUAUCAUGGUUUGGGUUCUGAUCCCGCGCUUCGGUAAGUACAUGACCGAUGGCGACUUUAUCAUCCGAGCAGCUCAUUUACAUUCUACCUCUUUAGGGCCAGAGUUCUCAACGCAUUGAAGGCGUCGCCAAGCUGUAAUAUUUAUGUUGAUGAUGAUUGCAUCUAUAAGGGUUGCAUAGAGCAUCAUUUCCGACGUGAAGAAGUAAGAAGCAGGCCAUUGGCAGAGAGAAUGACACGUCGUAGAUCCAGGUAAGCAGCUCCCACAAAUUUUGAGGACCAAUCCCAUUAACUUAAACAGAUCUCCAGGUCGGGAGCAAAUCAAGCGGGGCAGAUCUCGUUCACCGAUCCGCCAAAGGUCACCCUCGCCAAUGGAAAGACGAUCCAGACAUCAGAGGCAAGCAUCUCCGGUUCGUCAAGUCCUUGGUCGAUCUAAAAGCCCAUCACGACAGCAAAGACAAUCACCACAGCGUACGGCGGUUCGACCUCGAGGGCGAUCUCCUGUUUUCGAUACGAGCGGAGUUGCGUGCACUCAGACUAACGCUGCAGCGACCGGGACGAACAUCUUUCAGCCUUCAUUUUUACAGAAUCAAGGCUUUGCUGUCAGUCAAAAGCAAGCAUCUGCGACGCAGCAUAUACAGCAAAGCACCAUAGAUGUUGCUUCUUUGAACACAAUCAAUCUCAAUCCGUUUCUAGCUCCUCCGACCCUAUUGGGCACAGUAUCGCCAAAUAAAACUCGACAAGAAACUGCGAAAGAUGUCUCAAACCAUACGGUCGUCACUAUUCAGCAACCGGUUAUGAAUCCACCUUCUCAAAUACAAGACAUGGACGAAGUUUACGUCGACGAUCCACAUUUCGUCCUUGGGGUGAGAGAAGAAGCUCUUGAGAAGGAGUACGUCUGCAAAAUUAUUUCAAAUCUGCAAGAUGCAAUUGUGCUAACAUUGGACAGAAUCCUCGAGGCUUACCAACAGCGUAUGUGGGAAGUUGAACUCGAACGUGUCGCCGACACAGACUACAAAGAAGCCCCUGGACCAGAUAAUGUUUGGGAUCAGAGUGUUGCCAUAUUACGCGCGGCCAAGAAGAAACUUGUCGGAUACUAAGCCUCUUGAUACUUGUUGAUGUAAAGGUACCAUGAGGUUAUUGCGGUGUUAUACUCAAAGGAAGGCGAGAGGGGGAUAUUAUACAGGAAUUUAAAGUGAUAUGCGGAAUGUU